AUGGCUCAAACUAAUGGUUCAGAUGAAAUUAAUAGUUCUACUGCAAAAACGGGAAAUACCAAUGCAACAACUGCUACUACAAAAAAUGGGAACUCUAGUGGAUUGCCCGCUACAUCAGUAGCAACAACGACAACAACGGGAACAACAAGUAACAAGAGUGCACGGAGUACAACUACCAAUGGAAAGAACUCUAAACAGACAGGUGGAAGUGGUACCAAUGGGACUACACAACAAGGACAACCACAGGGUCAAGCGAAUAGGCCCAAUGGUCAGUUUUCCGCUCAGGAUUUAAACAGAAUUGUCCUUGAGUAUCUAAAUAAAAAAGGUUAUCACAGAACAGAGGCAAUGCUAAGAGCAGAAAGUGGGAGAACUUUAACACCGCCUAACAAGAACUCACCUGGGACUACAAAGAAUGGUACUCUUCCUGAACCAUCGACAAAACCUCCAGUGACAGGAAAAAUCAUUGAUCCAGUAAGUAAUCCAACAGAGGAUUCAUCUAAUGUUCCAGCCACAGCAACGACACCUGCCAAUAAGGUUAAAAACGAACAAGGUGUACCAGCAAAGAGAGAUAAUAAAGGUGAUAUAAUAUCUCGCGAAGAAUUAGAGAAAGAAACGUCCCCUGAAAGUUACAUCAGAGCUUAUUCAUUAUUGAAAAAUUGGGUCGAUGCGUCCAUCGAGAUAUACAAACCUGAGUUAAACAAUAUCAUGUACCCCAUUUUUAUUUAUUUGUUUUUAAACCUUGUCAAAAAAAAUAGAAUUGUGGCACGUAGAUUUUUCGAUAAAUUUUCAGCAGAUUUUAAAGUUUUACACAGUACAGAAAUCAAUAGAUUGUUCAGUGUUAACUCAAUUGAUCAUAUCAAGGAAAAUGAAGUAGCAAAUACCUUUGUUUCAAAUAAAUAUAGAAUCACUUUAUCAAGAACAACCCUAAACUUAUUAUUAUAUUUCCUUAAUGAAAAUGAAUCUGUUGGUGGUUCAUUACUAAUAGGUGUCAUCAAUGAACAUAUUCAACCAAAUAUUGUCACUACAGUAUCGUUGAAGGAUAGAUUAUCCGAUGGUAUUAAGAAUUUAGCAAAUGACAGUAGUGCAAAUGCAAAUGUAACAUUAGAGAUUAACUCUGCACCAGUCACCUUGGGACCAUAUCCACAAGACAAAGAGUUUACUAAAGAAAUCGAAACUGAGUUGAGGAUUAAAGACGAUCAAGAGAGACAACAAAUCAUUAGAAUGAAUGCUAGUUCGGCAACUGAUAGAGAUACAGCAUCAACCAGCAAGGAAACUGACGAAAAAGAUAAAACACCAGGUACUAGCAGUGAUGAUAUUCCAAAGCAUUCUGCACAAGAGGGUGAAAAUGGCUCAACAGAUAGUAUUGUUGAACCACCAAAGAAAACAUUAUUAGAUGAAUAUCAAGACAUGAAGGAUAUGCCAUUCAAAAGUGGUGAAUCAGAAAAUGUGAAGAAGGAAAAUGGUGAAGACAAAAUAUUAGAUGAGUCGAAGGCCAAAGAUGAUAAAGGAACUUCAGGCGAUAAUAAAGAUAUAUCGUUAAAAUCUGAUUCAGAUUCAUUAUCGAAGGUAAAAUUGAUAGCUCAGAAACCUGCUAAAGAUGAUAUUUCUAUGAAAUCGCCGUCAAUAGAUAGUUUACCACUACCACCAAAGACAUCAUUAGAUUUAAAAUUUGAGAUUCAAAAGAUUAAGGAGUCCCGUGAGGCUAUUGAGUUAGGAAACUUACAGAUUGCUCAACCAAGUGUAUGUAUGUAUACUUUCCACAACACCAAUAGAGACAUGACAUCUUUGGAUUUCAGUGAUGAUUGUCGUCUGGCUGCUACUGGGUUUCAGGAUAGUAUAAUUAAAUUAUGGUCAUUAGAUGGUUCAUCUUUAGUGACUAAUAAAAUACCAAGUCAUAAACGCGAAGAAAUGUUGAGAACAGACCCUACAACAAGCACGUUGGUGGGUCACAGUGGUGCCGUAUAUGCUACAGAUUUUUCACCUGACAAUAGAUUUUUAUUAUCGGGAUCUGAGGACAAGACUGUUAGAUUAUGGUCGUUAGAUACACAUACAGCAUUGGUGAGUUAUAAAGGACACAACCACCCUGUAUGGGAUGUCAAAUUCUCACCUUUAGGCCAUUAUUUUGCUACUGCUUCACAUGAUCAAACUGCAAGAUUAUGGUCUUGUGAUCACAUCUAUCCAUUACGUAUCUUUGCAGGUCAUUUAAACGAUGUUGACACCAUAUCUUUCCACCCUAACGGUUGUUAUGUAUUCACAGGUUCUAGUGAUAAGACAUGUCGUAUGUGGGAUAUUAAUACUGGUAAUUCCGUACGGUUAUUCUUAGGUCAUACAGCUCCUGUUGUCACUACCGCAGUUACACCUGAUGGUAGAUGGUUAUGUACUGGUGGUGAAGAUGGUGUCAUUAAUGUUUGGGAUAUCGGUACAGGUAAAAGAUUAAAACAAAUGCGUGGUCACGGUAAGAAUGCAGUUCAUUCUUUUUCAUUUAACAAAGAAGGUAAUGCAUUGGUAAGCUCAGGGGCGGAUCACUCUGUAAGAGUGUGGGAUUUGAAGAAAGCCACUACAGAACCAAGUGCAGAACCAGAACAACCAUUUGUAGCAUACGCAGGAGAUGUAACCGCAUCAGUAAAUCAAGAUAUUAAGGAAUUUGGCCGUAGACGUGCUAUUAUUCCUACUAGUGAUCUAAUGUCUACAUUUUAUACCAAGAAAACUCCAGUAUUUAAAGUAAAAUUUACUAGAAAUAAUUUAGCUUUAGCUGGUGGUGCAUUCCGUGGGUAG
Maudiozyma saulgeensis is the source of this 2775-nucleotide messenger RNA. NCBI's taxonomy places the organism in Eukaryota, Fungi, Ascomycota, Saccharomycetes, Saccharomycetales, Saccharomycetaceae. The record is from the annotation of a GenBank genome assembly.